AAAAAAAAUCUUUCAGUUGAGCAGGGGAGAUAUGUAUAUUGAGUUUAUCAAUUUACUUUACUUUAAUAGUUUGAAUAGAUUUGUAUCGUCUUAGUUCAUAAGAAGUUGAUUACAAGAUAGUCAGAGGUUAUCUUUCAUUCAUAUUCGUUGUUCACCUAAAUAGCAAAGGUUUAAUCUAUAUUUUUCACAAUGACAAAUCAAGAUACUACUAAUGGUAGUACAACUACAGAGAAAACUUCAGCCCCAGCUGCUUCUCUUGUACCAGUUCAACCAACUCCUCUUAGUUCAAAAGAUAAAGAUACCAAAAGAUUAAUAGUUGUUUUAUCCCAAGCAUGUCUUGAAACUCAUAAAAUGAAUACUGGAGGUCCAGGGGGUGAUAAAUAUGCUCUUUUAAAUUGUGAUGAUCAUCAAGGUCUCUUAAGAAAAAUGGGGAGAGAUAUCGCUGAAGCUAGACCAGAUAUAACUCAUCAAUGUUUGUUAACCUUAUUGGAUUCUCCUAUAAAUAAAGCAGGUAAAUUACAAGUUUAUAUUCAUACCGCUAGAGGAGUUUUGAUAGAGGUUAAUCCAAGUGUUAGAAUCCCAAGAACGUUUAAGAGAUUUUCUGGUUUAAUGGUUCAAUUAUUACAUAAAUUAAGUAUUCGUUCAGUUAAUUCAGAAGAAAAAUUAUUAAAGGUGAUUAAAAAUCCUGUUACUGAUCAUUUACCGGCCAAAUGUCGUAAGAUUACUUUAUCAUUUGAUGCUAAGAUUAGAAGAGUUCAAGAUUUUGUUGAAAGUUUAGAUGAAGAUGAAAGUAUAUGUGUAUUCGUCGGUGCCAUGGCCAGAGGUAAAGAUAAUUUCGCUGAUGAAUAUGUUGAUGAAAAAAUCGGUCUUUCUGAAUAUCCAUUAUCGGCUUCUGUUGCUUGUUCUAAGUUCUGUCAUGGUUGUGAAGACAGUUGGGGUAUUUUCUAAUCAAUAAUGAACCCCCUCUCUUCUCCCAUCACCAAUUUAUUCUUUAGUUCUACUGACAUUGUACAUUUAUUUUAUCAUUUGUAAUAUCGACUACUCCAUCCAUACAUAUAGUCUUACAUACUUAUAUAUAUAAAAACUCUUUCAUUAAUAAAUUCAUUUGUGCAUCAUAGAGAUAUCG
This is a messenger RNA of Scheffersomyces coipomensis, 1126 nucleotides long. It is a transcript of the gene NEP1, whose product is annotated as 18S rRNA pseudouridine methyltransferase. Bases 190 to 948 code for a protein of 252 amino acids. The transcript has a single exon. Gene Ontology annotation, biological process: rRNA base methylation. Gene Ontology annotation, molecular function: rRNA binding; rRNA (pseudouridine) methyltransferase activity. The record is from RefSeq and is a predicted model, not a curated record. Gene Ontology annotation, cellular component: nucleolus; small-subunit processome. Lineage: Eukaryota; Fungi; Ascomycota; Pichiomycetes; Serinales; Debaryomycetaceae.